GAUGUUAACUUCUGUUUCUUGUACAACAAUGUUCAAACGUACGGCUGCACAAGCAUGGCGAUCUCGCCGCCUGCACUCUCAUCUUUCGCAUACGGCACAAGCAGCUAGAGCACGACCGGCUCGGUCUGCAAUAAUAGCUUCUUCUGCAACUGCCACCGCGGGCCUACUCUGGUAUUCGUUUAGUACUACUAUCCACAACGAUGCUAUUAUAACGCCGAAGCCAGAAGAUAUAUCCCAGUCCAUCCAGAAAGUUUCUACGUCCAGCACAGGCAUCACGGAGGACGAUGGGAGCAUAUGUGCAGUCGCGUGGGGUUCCAACCAGUACAACGUAAUCAAUCCAAACGAACCCGGAGUCAAACGGGUACAGUACCCCGUAAAUGCCAGCUGGCUAAAAGACGUCGCGCUACGUGACUUGGCACUUCAUGAGCGACAUGCUGCUUGUGUAGAUGCAAGGGGAGAUGUAUACCAAUGGGGCGACGGAUUCUUUGGCUCGAGUCCCACUUCAAAAUCAGAGCCGCAGGGACCGAAAUUGACGCUACGUGGACAAAACAUCAUCCAGCUUCAGCUCACCGAAUCUCGAAUAUAUGCUCUAUCGGCCUCGGGGAAAAUAUAUGUCAUUGCGGCUAAUGCAGAACAACAACAAAAUCCCGUUCCGAAGCCACCCCCGGCCAGUACGUCCUGGUGGGGACCCGGAUGGACAUGGGGAGAGGAAGGAAACGCCAUCGACUUCACGGUGAUUGCUCCCAAGGAGAAACUCGCUUGGGGUGAACAAUUCGUAUCCAUUUCAGCGGGUAGGAAUCACCUCUUGGCAUUGACAUCUUCUGGUCGGACAUUGGUUCAUCCCAUGAACAAAAACGCAAACACACAUGGUCAGCUUGGACUACGGAAGUUUGACAUUCCUGCUCCUCCAAGUUCCACCCACACCGUCUCUCCACCUCGCGUUCCUGUCGAGCUUGUUCCAAGGGCAGUGGCUGACCCAUUCGCUACGGCUGCUCCUUUCUCGCGCCCCGCGGUGUCAUAUGUGCCGCCUUCCACGUCUGCGAACCUUGAUGGAAUAGAUGACCAGCACAUAAGAUUUUCAGAUUCUCUCUUUGAGAUCCCCUCUCUCAAAGGCAUCAAGGUCUCUCAGAUUGCAGCUGGAGGUCGCAGUAGCUUUGUAGUGACAGACUCAGGUAGGGUGCUUGGCUGGGGAGCGAAUGAGUUUGGCCAGAUUGGACUGGGUGGGAACAUGACUCUUGACACAAUUAUCUUGCCGACAGAGGUAGUUCUGUCGAGGAAUGUGCCCGGUUCUGUCCGCACUAGAUGCAUUGACAUUUCUGCAGGCGGUGACCUGGCAUGUUUCGUUGCUGAACGCACAGAUGGCGAAUCCCUCGCCUAUGUGGACCUUCUGACCUGUGGUAAUGGUCAAUGGGGAGGACUAGGGAACAACCUGUACUCAAACGCCCAAGGGAAUCCUGUCCGCGCAAAGAAUGUUAGCGGUCUCCGGGAAUACAACGAAAACAGCCGGUCUAUGUCUCCCAUCCUUCCUCACGCUAUCUCGGUGUCCCCCACCGGCCAUGUCCUGCUGACUUUGGAUACACAAGCCCAUGGGGGCCCGGGUGGCUUAGGACGGGAUCUGGUCGUUUGGGGAACGAAUCAUGACUAUCAACUUGGCACCGGAAAGAGAAGCAGUCUUCCUGUGCCCACCACCUUGGAGCGUCCUGAAGGCGGACGAUUUAUCCUGGGUCAACGAAAAGCUUCUGUGAGGGACCUUGCUGGUAACGUAUGGAAGAAGAAAGUCGAGGUUGAGCAGUGUGCGGUCGCGGGGUACGGCAACAGCAUUAUAUAUUGGAAGAUAAAGUAGGUAUUCGAGAGUGCGGGAUGUAUUGUAGAUACUGGUCACGACUCACCACUUAGCACAAGUUAGCAGACUCCUAAUUAUCCUUGUUGCACGUGAUUUUCACAUGACCGUGACGCGGUUGUGGUGCAACAAUAGCUCUGUUAAACACC
Molecule: messenger RNA, 1989 nt
Organism: Suillus clintonianus
Lineage: Eukaryota; Fungi; Basidiomycota; Agaricomycetes; Boletales; Suillaceae
Product: regulator of chromosome condensation 1/beta-lactamase-inhibitor protein II
Exons: 7
Biological process (GO): mitochondrial respiratory chain complex III assembly
Cellular component (GO): mitochondrial inner membrane
Source: RefSeq, a predicted model, not a curated record